Molecule: messenger RNA, 2102 nt
Organism: Sapajus apella (tufted capuchin)
Lineage: Eukaryota; Metazoa; Chordata; Mammalia; Primates; Cebidae
Gene: CATSPERD
Product: cation channel sperm associated auxiliary subunit delta
Exons: 17
Coding region: 1-2040 (679 amino acids)
Biological process (GO): flagellated sperm motility; sperm capacitation
Cellular component (GO): sperm principal piece; CatSper complex
Source: RefSeq, a predicted model, not a curated record
AUGGUCUUUCUUGUCACUUCUAGCGCUCGCAGAGACCGCCUGUCUUUUUCAUCUACAACACCACGCUUGAUUACACAUCCUUGCAAGAAAAACAUAGCGCUAUAUCUAGGAAAACAAGUUUUUUUCACAACAAAUAACUUUGAGACUAGUCUCCUUCCAUUUGCCAUUCCUACAUCAAUGCAGGUCAGAGUACCAGAAGUGACAUCAGCACAUUUCACCAGUUCACUAUUGCUGUUAGUAGUGGCUCAAAAAGUCUAUAUUUAUGAUUAUGAAAAUGACUCCUGGAAUGUGACUUUCGUAAGGUCUGGGGAGAGGCUGAAUGCUGUCUUUUCUCCCCAGGGCAUGUUCAAGUACUCAGACCACCCCCUCAACCGGAGUUUAGGGCUGUCAUUUGACUAUAACGGGACUCUCGACAUCCUCAUCGUCCCUGGCCAGAGAGGCAUUCUGCUUCUGUGGUUCGAGCACAGCCUGUUGUUUUCCCAUAAUGCAGGUCAGCUCGUUGACACUGUCCGGGUGAAAAAAGGAGACCAGACCUUGUUUUCUUCCAUGUUCGAAGCCAGUGUCACCAUCCACAACAUUGCUGUCAAUGAAAACGAACUGGCAGUUAUAACUCGGGAGGACAAUUUGUAUUAUGGGAAUCUGGAUGUCGUGCCAAGUUCCGUAAUCAAAUUUGCAGACCAACCCAUCUGGUCGGAGGCGGCGGCCCUCAUGUUCAGGAGCCCAGGGAUGGUGGAAAUACUGACCCCACUGCAGGACGCAGCCUUUCCAGCCUUUGAUUUCCAGAAGUGCCUUGUGAAUAUCCAGGCGCUUCUCAUGGAUCCUGAAUUCCACAUUGGGAGGUGCACUGUAUGUGAUCCUAGCUGUUUACAUCAAUGUUCAAUGCACUCUUGUUUAAAAAGACAAAUUCAAGUGAUGGUGAGCAACCCCUACUCCCUGGGGUUCCAGGCCACCUUCUAUGAGAGCGGUCACACGUUAGAUGGGAACACCAAGUACAAUCUGGAUAUUUGCCUAAAACAGCAGCAGCACUGGGGCAGGACCAACCCCAACUUCACUUCCAGCUUAAAGAGAGCCACCAUAUCUACUGUAACUGUGGACAUAGCAAACAAGGAAAUUUCAUGUGUGGAUGUCAAGCCCCUGUCAACCCUGAUUUCAAUCGGCUGUGACCUGGAUAAAAGGAUCAUCAUCCAGAACAAAAUUUCUGCCUGUUCCAAGGGCAUCCUGGACGCUUUGACCCUACAAGACAAUUACAGCUUCAUCAUCCAGAAGGAAUUCUACGACCCCAGCUUCCAGGGGCAGCCGUCCUCCCAGGACCUGCGUGUGCCCUACUCCUACAGUCAACUGGGCUGUCCGCUCCUCGUCUACUACGACACCCCAUGGAAGCCCGUGGUGGAGCUGUGGCGAAAAGACACUUUCCAGGAGAUUGUCGACGCUGAGUAUGUGUUACUGGAGGUGAAUGGGCAGUUCUCCUACAGGUAUUCCCUGACGGCCCAGUCGGCGCUGUGCACCUCCCAGCCACAGAACUGGACCACCAUGAUAAAGGAAUUCGGGAUGCCCUUCCUCUGGAACAGAGAGAACUACGUGAGCUGCCACGACUCCAACAGGAAUGCUACUUUGAGAUGGCCAGAUGUCCAGUAUCAGAUCUUGGGUGGUCGGACAACAAACCAGAUAAUUUUCAGCCACAACAACGGCAUCUAUAUCUUCUACAUUUCUAUUGUGGACCCGUACUACAGCUACUGUAAACUGGAGACCCUCUUCAGCAUCUACGUGUACGGGGCAUUCCCGAUACCACUGGGGUUUGCCGGGGUCAUCAUCCUGCUGCUCAUCUCCAGCAUGCUGGGGUCCGUGUGGGUGGCCUACAAGAUCCCCAAGCUGCUGCCCACAAGACGAGUCCACAGGAUCAGGAGGUUUGUGGUCCAGCUGUGCGGGAGAUGCAAGACGGCCUGCAGGUGUUUUCAGUUCCGUGCCUCAUCCACAUCCGGGAUGGGCACAGAGCCCCCAGGACACCACCCCACUCCUCAGGGAGGCAGGGCUGACCACUGAGGCUGGUCCACAGCGUCCUGACCCCUCGUCUUUAAAUAAAGUUUAGUGUAACCCCACAGGAA